Molecule: messenger RNA, 4719 nt
Organism: Salpingoeca rosetta
Lineage: Eukaryota; Choanoflagellata; Craspedida; Salpingoecidae
Exons: 32
Coding region: 126-4469 (1447 amino acids)
Biological process (GO): N-glycan processing; mannose metabolic process; protein deglycosylation
Cellular component (GO): Golgi membrane
Molecular function (GO): alpha-mannosidase activity; carbohydrate binding
Source: RefSeq, a predicted model, not a curated record
ACCAGCGAAGAACAAAGUGUGUGUGUGUGUGGGUGUGUGUGUGUGUGCUGGGUGCUGGGUGCUGCUUGCAAGGUGACAGGUGGCAGGAAAGAACUUGAGACGGGGAUCGUCUAUCAGCCAUCAUCAUGAGGUGGAUGUCACAGCGGUGGGCACCACUUGUGCUGGGGUGGCUGAUCGCAGUGACGAGCCUGAUGCUGCUGGCGCAGGUGUUCACCACCAGCGACCUGUCCAGUGUGGAGCGACAACGGCUACGCACGCCUCGCCAGGUCCCCUCCGAUGCCAAUCACGCUCACGCACACGAAAACCGACACGGCCAGGCCGGCCUGUCUCAACGGCAGGGAUCGCGUGGGAAUGUGGACGGCCUACAACAUAGGGCGCAGCUUCUGGGAGAAGAAGACGACGACGACGACAUCGACGACUUUAAGCCUCAACAACAAGCAUGGAAGAAACAAGCGCCGCGUACUGACCCUGGGGCGGCCAAUCCAGACGAUGAUGCCGUGUCCUCCACAUCAACAACGGCGGGCACAUCAUCUGUUGCACAGCCGGUGCUCCGGCACCAGCGUCCGCCGCCUGACACGGACGACGAUGACGAUGCUGCUGGCAAUACGAAAGCGCAGGACAGCGCAGGGGAUGGAGAUGGUGGUGGUGGUGGCAAGCCAGACGGCUUGGAUCGGCCCGGUGUGCGUGCUGCAGGCCACAACACAGACAUUGAUGACGAUGCCGUUGGUGAUGACGCCACAAAGGUUUCAGAACGUAUGCGUAGGCAUCGGCAGCAGAGGCACGGGCGGCUCAUCGAUGACGAUGACGACCUCGUUGAAAAGCAGCCGGUCAAGAAGGCAGCAGGGCCAAACGGCCCAGGAGAAAGGCGGAAAGACGCGCAGUUUGCACAACACCCAGAGGCACCCGUCGACAAGCCACACCGGCAACAGGAGCAGCAGCUUAAGCAACAAGAGCAACAGGAACAGGAACAGGAGCAGGUGACACCGUGGUCCCAGCGCGAAGAGUUUCAGAGGUUGGCACGGGCAAGACAGAUUGCCGGCCAGGAGGGCGCGGCACAAGGUGGUGGCGGUGGCGGCGGCGGCGGUGGUGAUGGUGGUGGGAAACGGAAGGCAGCAGCACCCAAGAAGACACCCCCACCACUGCCCAAGGUGCGUCCCCUUGAUAUCAGCAGAGGCGAUGAAGCAGGGUUGACGUGGUCGCUGCAGUGGCAGCAGGAGGUGCGGCCGCUUCAGUCCUCAGCUGCACUCUUGACAAAUGCAAGCAGCAACAGUAUGGCGACGACAGACACCACGGUGGAAAAGAUGCAAGCACGUGUGGACUUCUCUGAUAUGACGCGUGGUUGGCAUCCCAAGAACCUCAACCCCGACACCGCCCCCGUUUCACGUGCCAAGCCGCUAGAAGUGAUUCUCAUGCCCCACACGCACGUCGACCCAGGUUGGAUUCGCACAUUUGAUGACUACUACCAGAAGCAGACAAAGGCCAUCCUGGACACGGUGACGGAUUUCUUGGCCGCUCGUCCAUUUCGCAAGUUUAUUUGGGCAGAGAUCAGUUUUCUGCAGGCCUGGUGGCAUGAUGCAACACCUGACCGCCGGCGAACCUUCAGGAACCUCGUGCGGCGUGGACAGAUGGAGAUUGUCACAGGAGGGUGGGUGAUGACGGAGGAGGCGUGCUCGCACUAUUUCUCAAUGGUGGAUCAACUCAUUGAGGGCCAGAUCUGGGUCAACGAAACAUUUGGCGUCGUGCCUGCGACUGGCUGGUCAGUUGAUCCGUUUGGACACACGCCCACCAUGGCGUUUAUCAACAGCAAGGCCGGAUUGAAGGGCAUGGUGAUUGAUCGCAUUCACUGGCGUCUAAAGCAGCAGAUGCAACAGCGCAACGAACUCGUCUUCCGGUGGCAGCAAGAUUGGGAUACAACGGCAAACACGGCUGUGCUGACACACACGCUUCCAUUCUACCUGUAUGACGUUCACUACACGUGCGGCCCCGACUAUGCCGUGUGCUGCCAGCUCGACUUUGGGUUGGCGUAUUUCAAGAAGAAGCUGACACCGCAGUGCGCCGAGUUUGGUGCAAAGACAACGGUUCGCCCGAUCAUCCCCGGGUAUGAACAGAACGCGGCGCUGCAACUCAUCGAACAGUACAGAAAACAAGCGCUGCUGUUCAAGAACAACGUUGUGCUGCACCCGAUUGGCGGUGAUUUCCGCUACACGUCGCACCAGGAGAUUGCAGCCCAGCUCGACAGCUACACACGCAUCAUGAAAUACAUCAACUCACAGCCGGAAUUGAAUGUCAACGUUCGCUUUGGCACCCUUCGUGACUAUUUCAACGCCAUCGAAGACAAGGCGACACCAACAACUUACCCAACGCUGACUGGGCACUUCAUGCCUUACAGCGAUCGCCGCGACCACUACUGGACAGGGUUUUACACGACGCGCACAUACCUCAAGCGCCUGUCUCGGGAGCUGGAAAGGAUUCUGAAGAGCACGGAAGUGCUGCACGCGCUUGCACUUGCAAAGCUGCAUUAUCCACCGCACGCGUGUGAUGACUGCGGACAAUUUCUCACACGCGCCCGGCGGGAGCUUGGCAUCUUGCAGCACCACGAUGCCAUCACUGGAACGGCGAAGAUCAAAGUGGUCAACGACUACGUUCGGCGUCUCAAGAUUGCUGUCAAUGGGCUGCUGGAUGUUGCGUCGAGCAGCCUGGCGUCACUUGUUGGAUUGGCAGCAGUGGAUGUGACGUCUGUGCAGCGCAUGCUUGAUCUCGCGUAUGCCAUCACAGAUGAUGUACUCGCACCAGACGCGAGCUCUGUGCUGUCCAUUCCCAACACGAGUUUGCAGCCGUUUUCGGGGCCCCUCCGCAUCUUCGUCAGCUCUCCCCACGUUCAACUCAAAUCACAGGAUGAUAUCCCGGUUCCGCAGCAGCUAAUGCCUGUGUUUGACAGCGACGGUCUUCCAGUGAAGGAUAUUUUUGCCCUCUGGUUCACUGUCACCGUCGCGCCACUGUCCGUGGUCUCUCUUCAGCUCCACGCCACACCGACAGCGCAGCAGCCACCAGUGCCAACAAUCCAAAUUGCUCACCGCGACGGGGCAAAACCAUCCGCCAGGCUUGCGGAGGAGCAGGGUUUGGGCACUUUCAGCGUUGAAGCGUUUGACCCACAGGACGACGUUGUAGUUCGUUCUGGCGACGUUGAAGUGUCGUGUGACGCGCAAACCGGGUAUCUCAAGUCCAUCACAGCUGGUGGAAACACCGUACACGCUGGCAUUUCGUUUGAUAUCUACACUUCCAGGACCGGCAAGGACGAUCACAGCGGCGCAUAUCUGUUCAUGCCAGACGGGCCUGCAAAGCCUUAUCAGACCUUCAAUGGCACUGUUAUCCACGUGAUCAAGGGCCCAUUUGUGUCAGAGGUACAAGUCCAAACCACGCAUUUCCGCCACACCCUUCGUCUCUUCAACCAGGAUGUUGGGUUUGGACCCGCUGUUGAAAUUGAAAACACGAUUGACAUGUCAGUGAAGCAUGAAACGACCGUGCGGCGAAGGGUGAAGCGUGCGGUCAAGGCAGAGGAAGGAAAGGCACCACCAAAGAAAAAGUUUGAGUUUGUGGAGAAAACAUCCACUGUCAUGAAGGCCUAUCUCCAGGAAGCCGAUCUCGUGAUGAGAGUCAAGACCGACAUCGCCGCGGGCACCGACGCGUUCUUUGAUCUCAACGGCUUCCAAGUGACUCGAAAAGUGCGACGGGAGGAUGUGGGCAUCAACGGGCAGUACAUGCCAGCAACACUGCUUGCGUUCGUGCAAGACAGCACCCGCCGUCUGACUCUGCACACAAACACGGCACUUGGCAUGGCCUCGCUCGCAGAGGGACAACUGGAGGCGAUGGUUGGCCGGACACACUCGCGCGAUGACAACCUUGGUCUUGGGGAAGGCAUUGCUGCGGACCACAUCACAACAUCCAAAUUUGUGCUGCAUCUGGAAGCCAUCCGCCCUUCGUCCAGCGCUGUGCAAAGGGAUCACGUGCCCUCGCCGUCCCUGCAGGCACACACCAUAUCAGAUAGGCUCAACUUUGCUCCGAUGCUGUGUGUGCUGAAGCAGCAGCACGAGGAGCAGCAGCACCAAGCGCAGUUGUCGCCAGUGGCUUUGCCCGCCAUGUCCCCCGAUAUGCACCUGGUUCAGCUUCGGUCCAUCGUUGGGGCUCACCCGCCACACGCCAGCCGCUCUCGCACGCUUCUUGUGUUGCACCGCCGUCGCAUCGCGUGCUUGCAGGCACGCUCCUGUUUGGGCAACACAGAUGCUGGCACACCAGCGGAUUUGGAGGUUGAUCUCUCGCCGUUUCUUGGAAUGUUUUCUGCGUCAUCGUUCGAGGAAACAUCCCUGACUGGCGUCAUGCCACGCGAGCGGAGCAGCGAUAGCGCCAAUCGCAUCCAGCUGCCGCAGAUGGACAUGGCGUCUAUUGUCGUCCAUAGUCACGACCAGCGGUGAACACUCGACUGGUGAGCGCGCGCGCGUGUGUGCGCUUGUUAUGUUGUUGUGCUGCCAAUUGUUGAUGGGUAGCUGAUGAUGUGAGAUAAUGUUACAUUCCGCAUUGCAUGCAAGCAAUCGUGGGCGAAGAACGCAAUUCGCGUCAUCAUGUACCACGUGGAUGUGACGUUAUUCGAUCGAGGUGUUGUGUUGUGCGUGUUACUUUACUACGUUAGCCAUAUCGAAUACAGAUAGACAGUGAACAAGCGAG